Molecule: messenger RNA, 409 nt
Organism: Contarinia nasturtii (swede midge)
Lineage: Eukaryota; Metazoa; Arthropoda; Insecta; Diptera; Cecidomyiidae
Product: kinesin-like protein unc-104
Exons: 3
Source: RefSeq, a predicted model, not a curated record
AUCACUUUUUCGAUUCGAAGCAGCUUGGGAUUCAAGCUUACAUAAUUCAAGCUUACUUAAUCGCGUAACUCAAACUGGUGAAACUAUAUAUAUUACCCUAAGCGCUUAUUUGGAGUUGGAAAACUGUGCUCGACCAGCAAUAAUUACUAAAGAUUUGAGUAUGGUAAUAUAUGGUCGGGAUGCUCGAACAGGUCCACGUUCACUAAAACACUUGUUUUCGGGUCAAUAUCGUAAUCCAGAGGCAAAUCGUCUUUCUGGAAUAUAUGAGCUAUCUUUGAGACGUGCCUCUGAAGCAGGUGUCCAGCGUAGACAGCGUCGUGUUCUAGAUACCAGUUCCACGUACGUACGGGGAGAAGAAAAUUUACAUGGAUGGCGUCCUCGAGGUGACUCUUUGAUUUUUGAUCAUCAG